AUGUUCAUUCCUCUGUGUUCCUCAGUGUCUGCCCAUCCUCUUCCCUACGAAUUGCGCGCGCAACGCUCCAUCUCGCUGUCUCCAAAACCACAACCACAACCACCGUUACGGUACGUGCCAGCUCAAUGGAGUACUGGGAACCCGAUGAGCAGCAUCUCGGUGACCUCGGGGUCGCCGGCAUCGGCCGCGAGGCCCUCCGAGUUCUCAGCGCCGUCCUCCCCAGCUUCGUCUCCCACGUACCCAACAUAUUCGUCUUCCUUGCCCACGUCUUCGGAUGCGUCACGGUCUUCUCCAGCCUCGUCUCCGGCGACCUCUCCAGGCUUCUCCACCUCUUCUUCUCCCCGUCCUUCUUCUACUUCCUCUGCGAUUCCGCCGUCAUGGAAGGGUACGACAUGCUGUUCGUGCUCUCCGUCGCCUCCUUCUACCGCAACAAGGGCGCCGGCCGGGCGGGGCCCAUGGCCAUCCCACGCCUCCUUAGACGCAUCAAUCGCGACCAGCGCCUCCGGCACUGCGCCACCUUCCUGCUGGCUGUCACCGCCUUCGGAGCUUACGCCGCCGUCUUCGGGUCCGCCUGGCGGACGCUCCGCCUGCUCGAUGCUCCGGGCGAGAUCGUCCUGCCGCUGCGACUGCUGGGCGGGGCCGCGUGCCUCGCCGGGGCGGUGUACCUCGCCGUGCUGCAAAGCCUCUCUGGUAGUAAUGCUAAUUAAGUUGUCUUUCUACUGGCCAAUUAAGCUUUUCUUCGGUAUAAUAAAACUAGACAAUUCAGCUACAGUGCUUUUUGGAUUGCUAGUUGUGGAACUCUGCUUGCGAUGCAUGCGCUUAUUAGUAUUGGAUAUGUGUUUUUAUGGUUGGAUAUAUCUUGUUUGGUAA
Triticum turgidum subsp. durum (durum wheat) is the source of this 870-nucleotide messenger RNA. The record is from the annotation of a GenBank genome assembly. NCBI's taxonomy places the organism in Eukaryota, Viridiplantae, Streptophyta, Magnoliopsida, Poales, Poaceae.